Messenger RNA from Oncorhynchus keta (chum salmon), 4911 nucleotides. Its product is annotated as alpha-catulin-like. The record is from RefSeq and is a predicted model, not a curated record. Gene Ontology annotation, molecular function: actin filament binding; cadherin binding. Gene Ontology annotation, biological process: Rho protein signal transduction; cell adhesion. Lineage: Eukaryota; Metazoa; Chordata; Actinopteri; Salmoniformes; Salmonidae. The transcript has 19 exons. The coding region runs from base 267 to 2594 and encodes 775 amino acids.
CCCACUCUCUAGCUAGUUGCUGCAGACUCCUCUGUCUGUCGUAGUUGAGUAAACUACAUAGACAUUAGCGGGCGCACAGAAUGCAGCACAGCCGAACACGAGUGGAUUAAAACGUUAUGCUUCUUUAGAGUCAGUCAGUCGACCGUGUAACUAGAGGAAUAAACCCCAAAUACUUUCACACAUUACUUUACGGUAAUUUACUGAAACGUUAAGCAAGGUAGCGGUAACCCAGUAGUGCAUUGUGUAAUAAAGAGAGAUCGGCUGGAAUGGCUUCAUCUCCUUGCAGCAGUGUUAACUUUGAUUCCGGACUGGAAAUCAAAACUCGGUCGGUGGAACAAACACUUAUCCCAUUGGUCUCGCAGAUCACCACCCUGAUCAAUCACAAAGACAAACCAAAGAAGUCUGAGCGGACGCAGCAGGCCAUACAGAAGGUGGGUCAGGCUGUUAGUGUUGCUGUGGGUCGCUUCGUUGCCGUGGGCGAGGCCAUUGCCGUGGAGAACGAGGAGCUGAAGGAGGAGAUGGGCAUGGCCUGCUUCGAGGCCCGCAGAGCAGGAGAUGCCAUAGCCCAGCUGACAGACGUUGGGACUGCGGUGACUCGCCCUGUGGACGGACGCACAACAGUGUUCAGUGACCGGACAGGCAUGGUGAAGGCCGCCCGCAUGCUCCUCUCCUCCGUCACCAAAGUCCUGGUCCUCGCAGACCGCAUCGUUAUCAAACAGAUCAUCACCUCACGCAACAAAGUAGGUCCCAUCGUCAUCAAACAGAUCAUCACCUCACGCAACAAAGUGCUAGUAACCUUGGAGCAGCUGGAGAGAGUAAGCACCUUCCAAGAGUUUGUCCAGAUCUUCAGCCAGUUCGGGAAUCAGAUGGUGGAGUUCGCCCACCUGACCGGGGACAGACAGAAUGACCUGAAGGAUGAGAAUAAGAAGGCCAGGAUGGCAGCAGCCAGAGCAGUGCUGGAGAAAUGCACCAUGAUGCUGCUCACUGCGUCCAAGACGUGUCUCAGACACCCUGACUGCGAGUCGGCACGUAUCAACAAAGAUGCCGUGUUUCACCGCAUGCGUUUCGCCCUGGAGCAGGUCAUGGAGAUUGUGACGGACGCUCGGCCCUGCGGGGAGACCAAGGUCCUUCCCCUCAGCAUUUACACCGGCAUCAAGGACUUCAAGUCAAACGUGGAAGGUCUGCGUGAGGGUCUGUACUUGCUGCCCCACCAGGCCCUGUCUGGCCAGCUAGAGGCGGUGGUGGAGAGGACGGAGGACUUCACUGACUCGGCCUACACCAGCCACGAGCACCGAGAGGGCAUCCUGCAGCUCUGCCAGCUCGCCCGCCAGGACACUGACCAGCUCAUCACAGCCUGGAUGGAGGCAAAGCAGUCUCUAAAUGCUAAAGAGGCCACGGAGGAGAUGGAGCUGUCGAUACUGAAGACCUGCCAAAGUGUCUACGAACUCCGCAGAGAGCUUCAUAAGGUGGCGGUGGGUCGGGCGGCGGACCUGCUGAAGCUGCAUGCGGAACACUUGCCUCUGCGGGCCCUGAAGGCCUCGGGGGGCGAGGGCAACCUGGAGGCUGUGGCAGAGUACGCCCGGACGCUCGGCGAGCAGAAAGAACAGCUGGUGGAGACUUGUCGUCUGCUGUGUCACGUUUCGGGGACAGAGCCUCUGGAGAUCACCUGUAUACACGCUGAGGAGACCUUCCACGUCAUCGGCCCCCAGAUCAUCUCUGCAGCCCAGACGCUGGCCCUGCACCCAUCCAGUAAGAUUGCCAAGGAGAACUUGGAUGUGUUCUGUGAGGCCUGGGAGUCCCAGCUCUGCGACAUGGCAGUGCUGCUAAGGGAAAUCAACGACGUGUUCGAGGGCCGCCGAGGUGGGGCUGCCAGUGGUGAUAAGAGAGCCUACGUGUCACUUCCCAGACCAGGGAAACAUUCAGCCAACCUGAAGACGGUGAAGGCAGUCAAGCUAGAUGCAGAGGAGCAGAGCACCAUAGCCAAGCUGGGUCUAGAGCUGCGUCUUCUGACUUCAGACAUGGACACGGAGGUGGAGAAGUGGGAGGACCAGGAGCAUGACAUCGUCCGCCAGGGCCAGAGCUUGUCCAGCAUGGCCUACUCCAUGUACCUCUUCACCAGGGGGGAGGGCCUACUGAAGACAACCACGGAUCUUUUCCAUCAGGCUGAGGUGCUUUCUGAGGAGGGACUCCAGCUGUGUUCUUCACUACACACUUUCUCCACCCAGCUGAUGGAUGAAGAGAAGGUGGUAGUGCUGUCGGAGAUGGAGAAGCUUAUGGGCUUAUGCCAGCAGCUGCAGAUGGGGGUGAGGACGCCGGUACAGGGCAAGACUGCCACCUUCCAGAAGGUGGAUUCCUCCAUUCAGAACACCAGAGCCAUCAUUACUGUGGUGAUCUACCUCCUGCCAGUCUGUAACAAGAUUGUCAGAAAGUAUAAGUCAGAGAGAAGCAGUCUGGGUUCUCCACAAAGCUGGAGGGACAGGCAGUCGUCCACGGCCGUCAAAGACGACGUGCUCAACGGCAAGAACAGCAACGGCUUCGGGGUCAAAUCCCUGGAGCAGCAUAUGGCCAACCUCACCUUCCUGGAGAGCAAGUAGUCCAGUCCAGCGACCUUUGAUCCCUAACCUGUAUCACCUAUCAGAGUUGGAGCGUACCAUUGUCGACCACCAGGGGGCGACAUACAUGAAACGUCACUCACGCAGACAUAAUGGCAGUGCACCCACCACUCACACGUGCCUCUGUCAGUGUAAUCAGCCCAUUUGCUUUGUGGUGUAACUGUUACCUGUAGCACAUCUCAGCCAAAUACAGCAGAUGUAUGAACAAAUAUUUAAAAACAUAUGCUGUAAUGAAAUCCAUCGCCAGUGCAUGAUGCCAUCACCUGACAGGUCUUUUAAUCUCCUUUUAUCAAUCCCUGUGAUUUGGGCUGUUAAACCAGCUGUCUGAUUGCCUGGUCCCAGAUCAGUUUUGGUUGUCUUAUCAACUCCUAUGGCCAUUCUCAUGAGGAGUUGGCAGGACAGCCCAAACAGAUCUGGUAGAAGACCAGCUUCCUGCUGUUUCUCUCACUGUUGUACGCCAACCAAAUCCCAUCAUGGUUUAGUAAUUACUGAGUGAAAUCAAUGCUCUCACUUUGAUGCCAAAUAAGAGAGUAAAUGGAUGGUUUAAUCAGGGUAUUAUGACACUUGGCUUGCUAAUAGACUGAAACAUAAGGCUCUUAUUAUUGCUCCAUUUCAGCAGAGGCGGAGACCAUUUUAUCCAAUUGACUUUCUACUGUCUUUAGAGUAUUGAAUCACAUUCAGUGUUUGUGGUAUACUGUUUUAUGCAUUUUUCAGAAGACAUGUAAAAGAUUGCUGGCCUAGCGCAUGAGUCAAAUCAACUGUGGUUUUGUAGCUGUUCCUUAUGAAGUGUACUUGUAAUUAAGGUUAUGUCCCAAAUGGCAUCUUAUUCAGUGCACUACUUUUGACCAGCGCCCAUAGGUCUCUGGUCAAAAGUUGUGCACCUAGUUUUCACAAAAUAUUUUGGCCCGCGACCCCAUUUUGGUCAGAAUUUUGAAAAAAUGUAUGUAAUCAAUGUCUGUUUACUUUUUUAAUUGGGGCAACGACAGUAUUACAAAUCAGUCUGACACUACUUUUGACAGUAUUUCAAUCUAAAGUAUGGUUUGAAGUGACUGAAAUGCAUCUUCUGUGUAGAGAAGAACAUCAUGUUAUUUUCCCCCCUGAUUUAGUGCCUGUUCUAAUUAGUCCUGUGUGGCUUGUGGGCAUUGUAGGUGUUCCUGAGAGUCUUAUCUUUCAGUGAUGGGGUCAUAAUAUUUUAUAGCUUAAACCAUUCAAAAGACUGAGCCACAUUUGUAGGAAGAAAACAGAAACAUUAUUACAACAGCAUCUAGUGGCUACCGGAAGUUACUGAUGUGACCCCUGUUCUAUGAACCAAGCGCAAUUUAUUUCCUUUUUUUCCAGUUUCUCUCGUGACCCAUAGUUUGGAAAACACUGGAAAAGGGUGUCAUUUGGGAUGCAGGCUAAGACUGCCUUGUGGGCUAUUGUGUAUUAUUAUGGUACUUGAAGCACAGAUAUAUACAGGUAACUGCCAAAAUAAAGAAAACACUUGAGUGAAAGCAGGUGCCUCCACACAGGUGUGGUUCCUGAGUUAAUAAAGUAAUUAACUUCCCAUCAAGCUUAGGGUCAUGUAUAAAAACGCCCAGUUGCCCAGUAUUUUGGCUACCAUGGCUAGAGAUCUGUGACUUUGAAAAAGGGGUCUCAAAGGAGCACAGGGGGUUUAAAGGGUGUGUGUGUCUCACACCCUUUAAAGCUGACAAGGUACAAAUCUGUUUUUCUGCCCCUGAACAGGCAGUUAACCCACUGUUCCUAGGUCGUCAUUGAAAAUAAGAAUUUGUUCUUAACUGACUUGCCUAGAUAAAGGUUAAAAAAAUAUAUAUAUAUUUUAAAUUCACCAGAUCUCCACCCAAUUGAACACUUAUGGGAGAUUUUGGAGCGACACUACCAUUAACAAAACACAAAAUUAUGGAAUUUCUAGUGGAGGAAUGGUGUCACAUCCCUCCAAUAGAGCUCCAGACACUUGUAGAAUCUAUGCCAAGGUGAAUUGAAGCUGUUUUGGCGGCUCCUGGUGGCCCAUUAAGACACUAUAUUAGCGUUUCCUUUAUUUUGGCAGUUACCUGUAGCUAUAGCCACUGAGGUGACGAUUCUGGUACUACUAAACCUGAAUGGUUAGUGUGAAGACUGCAUAACCAUAUAAAGCUUUAGAGUUGAUUGUGUAUGGCUGUAGCUAAUGUCAUCUUCUGUUGAGUAAAGAAACCACAGAUGUGCAGAAACAGAUGUACUUUUAGACCAUCUAUCCUUUUGACAGUUGAAUGAUUGAUAAACAGAACACAAAAUCUAAAUAAACAUUAUUUUUCUUAAAACA